GCUCUGGUUGGUAUGCUAGCUGUUUUAUUUUAGUGGUUUAGCAGGCACUGAACUGACAGUACAGAAAUCAUGGGAAGAAAGAAGAAAAAGCAAAUGAAGCCUUGGUGCUGGUACUGUAACAGAGAUUUCGACGAUGAAAAGAUUCUCAUUCAGCAUCAGAAGGCCAAGCAUUUCAAGUGCCACAUCUGUCAUAAAAAGCUGUACACUGGCCCUGGGCUUGCCAUCCACUGUAUGCAGGUACAUAAAGAGACAAUUGAUGGAGUUCCUAAUGCAAUACCUGGAAGAACAGAUAUUGAGCUGGAAAUAUAUGGCAUGGAGGGUAUUCCCGAAAAAGACAUGGAAGAGAGAAGAAGAGUGCUAGAACAAAAGAACCAAGAGACUCAAAAGAAAAAGCAGAACCAGGAUGACUCUGAUGAGUAUGAUGAGGAUGAUGAGCCUGGACCCUCCUUCCAGCAGCCUGCUGCAGGCCAGACCCAGGCAGGCUUCAUCCCCCCUAUGACCCAGCCUGGCAUGCCUCCGGGGUCCGGUGCUCCAGGGAUACCACCGGGCAGCUACUCAGGAAUACCCCCAAUGAUGCCGGGUGUGCCACCAAUGAUGCCAGGAAUGCCCCCUGUACUGCCAGGAAUGCCUCCAGGGAUGAUUCCAAUGGGUGGCAUGAUUCCUCCGGGCCCAGGGAUGCCUCCAAUGAUGCCAGGUGUGCCGCCAGGCAUGCCCCCCCCUGUGGGCCACCGUCCAGGCAUCACACACAUGGCUCAGGUCCCCCCUGCUGCAAACGUGCUGACUAGACCUGCUGUUCCUGCUGCCACUGCCCCCUCAGCCCAGCCUGAUGUCACAAAGCCUCUAUUCCCCAUUGCUGGACAGAUGGGCAAUCGUGUUGCAAGUACAAGUACAAGUGCAGGCUCAUCAAGUGCAGACGCUCAGUCCGCCUCCCCUAAAGCUCUGUUCCCUAUCACAUCACAAAGUCAGCAGACAGUGACAGGGUCCCCCCACCCUCCUCCCUCUACCUCCUCUGAUCCCUCAAAGCCCACAUUCCCGGCCUACACUCAGGCCACCGUAGCUGUGGCCAGCCCCAAUUCUGGCAGCAGUACGGUCUCCAAACCUCCCUCUACUGUGACCAGUAAGCCCGCCACCCUCACCACCUCCAGUGCAACCAGUAAGUUGAUCCACCCUGAUGAGGAUAUCUCACUGGAAGAGUUGCGGGCGCAGUUGCCCAGGUACCAACGCAGUAUUCCACGCCAAGGCCAGACCACUCCUGCAGCCCCAUCAGUGGGUCCCGUGGGUGGCAUGAUGGCUCCUCAGCAGCCUGGCAUGAGGCAUCCCAUACCUGGUCAGUAUGGUGGUCCACCCCAGGGGAUGCCAGGCUACGUGCCAGGAGGGAUGCCUCCAUACGGACAGGCCCCUCCUGUGGUUCCCCCAGGGUACCAGGGAGCCCCUCCACGGCCACCCAUGGGUAUGAGACCCCCUGUCAUGUCUCCUGGAGGCCGCUACUGAAGCCUGCCUUCCUCUCUUCAAUAGGUUUGGACACUCAACCCUUUUCUAAUGUCCUCAACUGCUAGACAAACCAGAAUUGGUAUUCUAGUACGACGACGUACUGUUUAUUCUACUACUGAGCUAUGAGGAAGAGACACUGAAUAAACAGCAAACAAAAGAGCUAUAAAAGCAUCACAGAGCGCAUGGGAAAUAUUUACACUGUACCUAACCAAGACUAUGAACUGUUGUUUCAAACCAUCUCUGUUCUGUGGCUUUUUUUCCUUCUCAUGUUUCAUUUAGGUGUAUAGAAGUGUAGUAGAUAUGGUUCGUAGUGUUGUGAAGGCGCUGGAGUUACAUGGGCAGUACCCACCCUGUAUCAAGGCAAGUUUUAUGUAAAUACAUUUCUGUUCUCAGCUUAACAGUGAGGCCUUCACAGCACAUAGUGCUGUUGGACUUUGUGUCCCCAACUUUGUUUGGUGAGGGCUUCAAAUAACUGUUUAUGCAUUCAUUCUGUUUUAUGUUCAUAGUUUAAAUGAGGAAAUACCCCCUCAACCUUAAAUAGAUGAAAUACUAAAUGAAAUGGCAUAUGUAUUGUUGUAAAACUGUAUUGUAAUAAAAUGUGGCAAAAAUGUAAGACUCUUCUUUGCGGGACGUUGGUGGGAAAAGAGACGUCACGGCAGGUUUGUACUCCAGUUAUAAACUACAUGGUGAUUGUCCUUUUGUUGUCUUGAAGAUGAACAAUAUCAACAGAAAUGUGCAUCUGUGCUUUCAAGUUUUUGCUGAGUUGAAAUUACAAAUGUUGGUAAAUAUUUUCUUUUUGGUAUAAGCAGUGUGUUGAUUUUUUUAAAACUGAUGCUCUGUACAUGGCACCGGCAGGCUAGCCUUUGACGCACUGAGUGUAUUGUACAGCUGCAUAACUUCCGGGUCGCUGAUGGCUGUAGUGCUAAAACCCAGAUUUCUCUUCUCCCUGUAGCGAUGCCAUGGGGGACUGGCUGAGGCCCUGUCUCAGUGUAGCCCUGUUUCAGCCUGAGGCAAGUCUCACCAUUUUCUGUCUUCUCAUUCAUUGCCAGGGGCCCUCACAGCUUACACGCUGUUGGAUCUCAAUGUCCCCAAACUUGCAGCAAGUUUGGUGAAGGCCCUUGUUUGUGUUGUUGCGUUGAGGCACCAUUUUCUUCAGGCAUGUUAAUUCAUGUAAAUUCUUCUCUUGUUUUCAUUUAAUAACUUUAUGCUGAAGGUCUAGAGCAAUUAAAUGAAACUUUAUUUCUUUUGAUGCUUUAUUAACUAGUCCUGCAGUCCACAGCAGUUUACUGUCUGAAAUAUUGAUGGCUUGGCCAAAAGUCAAAUCAUUUGUGAAGAGUCCCACAUACAGACACCAUUAACAGUCUGUCACCUACAGCCAUUUAUACAUGAAAUGUUUGUUGGGAGGUUUGUGAUGAACAAAUGACUUUGCAUAUGCUUGUAAAUGGCUUUACCACUUAAUCCUGUUUGUUUCAUCAGCUUUCCUCACUUGAUCAUUUGAAUUUAACUACUUACAUGAAGGAGAAUCUCUGCCAGUAACAGGUUAGUUAAAGCUGUAAGUACCACUGCUGCAAUUUUAAUAUCCGUCGACCUGUGUUUUGUGUGCACACACCAUAUGAGAUAUUAAUGCGAUCACUCAGAAGUAUUUUUUGAAAAAACAUACAGUGAGCCCACAACAGCUCUCAAGCAUUUCACAAUAAUGAUAGGCAAUCAUUCAGUAUGACCUUGAGAAAUAACUGGCCAAUCAUAGUUGAGUGCGCAACAUAUUUUCACUAGUUCUGCUUAAUGCGAUCAGCAUCUCACCAUAGUUUUUGGUGCAAACCAGGAUUUAAACUAAUGAUUAAAUGCUUUAAGGAAGUAAUACCGGCAGAGUCUUCACCGGUAAGUAUGGGCCCAUUAUCACUUUUGUUAAUUAUCUAAUCCAUUUAAUAUUGAACUAUUUUUUCUUUAAACUCUCCACUGUGUAAGAAAAUGUGCUAAGAUGAUAUGGUUAAUUGAAUAUCACAACAAAGGCCUGUAAAGCUUUUACCUGCUGAACAAUGCAGUUUAUGAAAAGAUUCGACAUGUAGUUCUGUCAUACCUUGUCUGAGAAUAUGAUGGUACUGGGAAAGCUUGGAUUUGGAAAAGAUAUUUUUCUGCCUUUAAGUUGAGCCAUCAAAGCACAUUACAGGAUUUUAUUUGUGAUUUCUGUACCAAAGUCUGAAUGUUUACUGCUUUUCCUUGAAUAAAUGAGUUUUUAAACUCUAAUGUGUAUUUUUAAUGUUUUGAAUAUAAGCACUCAAUAUAAACUUGGAAUGUUUUGUUAUAGACAUAAAAACUCAUACAGCAUCAGAGACGGUUUAUUUAUAAAGGUAAAGAAAACCCUGGAUUGCUGAAAUGACUGAAAGUCCUGUUAGUGCAGAAAAUUUUAAUUUCCUCAAAACUAUCAUUUACCGAAAGCUGGCAUGUGUCAUCUCACCUGUGUUUACUGCAUUACCCUGCACUUCUCAGAAUAUUUCAAAGCAGUAUUGAUGUCACUAACUGCAAACACUGUUAUUCAAAAGCAUGCAACAUACUCAAUGUAAAUACAAGUAUGUCAUGAGGUAUUUCUACAUUUCAGUCAGAUCAGGUGUAUCACUCUUCUACAUUUCUACAAGUCUAAUUUUAACAGUCAGUUUCUCUGAAACAUUGAACAUGAGUAGAUAUUUAUAUGCUG
Messenger RNA from Chelmon rostratus (copperband butterflyfish), 4183 nucleotides. RefSeq names its product BUB3-interacting and GLEBS motif-containing protein ZNF207-like. Gene Ontology annotation, cellular component: nucleus. The record is from RefSeq and is a predicted model, not a curated record. Lineage: Eukaryota; Metazoa; Chordata; Actinopteri; Chaetodontiformes; Chaetodontidae. The coding region runs from base 70 to 1491 and encodes 473 amino acids. The transcript has 11 exons.